Messenger RNA from Mycena indigotica, 1428 nucleotides. RefSeq names its product Acyl-CoA desaturase. Gene Ontology annotation, biological process: unsaturated fatty acid biosynthetic process. Gene Ontology annotation, cellular component: endoplasmic reticulum membrane. The record is from RefSeq and is a predicted model, not a curated record. Lineage: Eukaryota; Fungi; Basidiomycota; Agaricomycetes; Agaricales; Mycenaceae. Gene Ontology annotation, molecular function: stearoyl-CoA 9-desaturase activity; heme binding; iron ion binding. The transcript has 5 exons. Bases 19 to 1428 code for a protein of 469 amino acids.
UUCUCUUUUCACACUCCCAUGUCCUCCGUCUACCCUUCCAAGUCGACGCCGCCGACGGACGCGCCAGAGAUUGUCGAGUUUGACAAUUAUGUUGCCCAUACCCUCAAGGCUACGAAGCCGCUACCUCCCAUGCGGUGGAGUAAUUUGGUCAACGAACUCAACUGGCUUUCGACUGCCAUCCUCACCAUUGUCCCCGCUAUGAGUAUACUUGGCUUCUUGACGACCAAAUUACGAUGGGAGACGGCUCUUUUUGCUGUUUUUUACUACUACGUGACUGGUCUGGGUAUCACAGCUGGAUACCAUCGUCUAUGGGCCCACCGAAGCUACAAUGCGAGCAAGCCUUUACAAUAUUUCUUGGCGAUGGCGGGUGCUGGCGCUGUUGAGGGUUCUAUCAAAUGGUGGUCCCGCGGUCACCGUGCUCACCAUCGCUACACGGACACCGAGCUCGAUCCAUACAACGCUGGUGAAGGCCUUUGGUGGUCUCACGUGGGCUGGAUGCUCCUCAAGCCCCGUCGCAAACCCGGAGUUGCCGACGUUAGCGACCUUUCAAAGAACGAAAUCAUUCGUUGGCAGCAUAGACACUACCUCACUCUUAUUCUCUCAAUGGGAAUCGGAGUCCCCACCGUCAUUCCAUGGCUCUUUUGGGGCGAUCUCCGCGGUGGUUUCUUCUACGCUGGUUUUGCGCGUUUGAUGUUCGUCCACCACUCCACAUUUUGCGUCAAUUCGCUCGCGCAUUGGCUUGGGGAAGCUCCCUUCGAUGAUAAGCACACCCCACGCGACCACGUGAUCACGGCACUUGCUACAAUCGGUGAAGGCUACCACAACUUCCACCAUCAAUUCCCGAUGGACUACCGCAAUGCCAUCAAAUGGUACCAAUACGAUCCCACCAAGUGGUUCAUCUGGGUUUGCUAUCAACUUGGUCUUGCAUCACACCUCAAAGUUUUCCCCGAUAACGAGGUCCGCAAAGGGCAACUCACCAUGCAACUCAAACGUCUGCGCGAAACUCAGGACCAACUUGCAUGGCCAUCGGACAAUAACGAUCUUCCCGUCAUUUCUUAUGAGUCUUUCGUCGAGCAAUCCGCUAAGCGUCCUCUUAUCCUCGUCGCUGGCUUCAUCCAUGACAUCACCAACUUUAUCGAGGAGCAUCCCGGUGGUCCUCACUACCUUGUUAAGUAUGUUGGCAAAGAUGCGACGACAGCCUUUUUCGGUGGUGUCUACGAUCAUUCCAACGCUGCCCAUAAUCUGUUAGCCAUGAAGCGAGUUGGAGUACUGCACGGUGGUCUCCCUACGGGUCUGCAAGAGAAGGCCAUCCCCCCAUCACAACGACUGAAGGUCGCACGAUAUGCGGAGUUGAGCGCAACUUCUGCCAAUAGUUCCGGGGGUUCUGAACACGAUGGGGAGAAAGAAAGCUCCCCCCCACCAGCAUGA